Molecule: messenger RNA, 5469 nt
Organism: Phacochoerus africanus (Common warthog)
Lineage: Eukaryota; Metazoa; Chordata; Mammalia; Artiodactyla; Suidae
Gene: PEX5L
Product: peroxisomal biogenesis factor 5 like
Exons: 15
Coding region: 997-2949 (650 amino acids)
Biological process (GO): protein import into peroxisome matrix, docking
Cellular component (GO): peroxisomal membrane; cytosol
Molecular function (GO): protein binding
Source: RefSeq, a predicted model, not a curated record
CUUCUAAUUCAGUACUUUGGCUAAUGUGAAAGACCACACAGACGCUAUGGAGUUGCUUUUUGUGCUUGACAAAAGUGCAUAGAUAGAAGACAGGGAUUCCCGGCUGGGAGGAGGGAGGAGAGCUGAAGAUCCCUGCCUGGGCGCCUGAUCUAAGCAGUCAAAGUGGGAAGCUGAGUGCUUGAAAGAGGAUUAUACUCGCACUAGAAAUAAUCAGUAAGUGAGCGAAUAACCAUUAUGGCUUAGAAAAGGCUUAAUCCCCCUGGGGUUAUGGGGUGAGCUAGAAAAUAUUGCUUAACUCUAGAGUAAAACUUGAAGGCUUCCGACUCUGUGUACAGUUGUCUGCUGUUUGAAGACUAGGGGUUUAAGUGCAAACCCAGAGCUCUAAAUACCUCCUCCCACUCUUGGAAAAUGCCAACUACUACUUACAGUAGUUGGGGAUAUAAUUUCCUUCCCUGACCUAGUCUGUUCCUGGGAAUUUUACUGCUAAACCAGAUAAGGAGUUAGGAUUCAGUUGGAAAGGUGGUAUCUGGUAUUGGCAGAAGAAGCGAUCUUGAAGUAGUUUCUGUGAAUGCUGACAUUGUUGUAUCUAUUAACAGUGAUUUGUUAAUCACAAGAAAGUCUGGCAUGGGGCUUUAAAAAAGGAAAAUUGAAAGCUUUUAUGACAGAGAAGCUGAGUAGUCCAUCUGCGUGAAGUGAAAUAUAAAAAAUGUGUAUAUUAAUAAUGGAUGGAGGGUGUAUUUGAGCAUUAAACUAGAAAAACAGUCAUGGAACAUAGCAGUGCAUGGAUAAAAAUUAGCUAGAAAAGGAGAAAUUAUAGUUUCAAUGACUUUUUGUGCUAUCCAAAAAUUUCACAAUGUUUACAAAGUCAAGGCAAUGAUUCAGGGAUACUUUGAUUACUGUAUUACAUUAUAAAAAUGUUGCUGGGCAAUAUCUGUGGUUCUGUGGUCAGCAAGUUUUGGCAAUGAAGCCACUGCCGCUGGUGCAAAGAAUUCUGGGAUGUCUGACAGUGAAAUGGAUGGAAAGACCCACAUUCCAUCUCUCCUUAAUGCCCUUUUGUCCAGAAAUCGGGUCAUGCAAAUGAGCUACUUGAAAAGUAAAGAAAAAGGAUAUGGAAAACUAAGCAGUGAUGAAGACCUGGAAAUAAUUGUUGAUCAAAAGCAGGGAAAAGGCUCUAGGGCGGCAGAUAAGGCUGUUGCCAUGGUGAUGAAGGAGAUACCGAGGGAGGAGUCUGCUGAAGAAAAGCCCCUCCUUACUAUGACAUCACAGCUGGUGAAUGAACAGCAAGAAAGCAGACCCCUCCUGAGUCCCUCCAUCGAUGACUUUCUCUGUGAAACCAAAUCGGAGGCAAUAGCAAGGCCAGUAACAUCCAACACAGCCGUAUUGACCACAGGCUUAGAUCUCCUUGACCUGAGUGAACCAGUAUCUCAAACCCAAACCAAAGCCAAAAAGUUGGAGGCCUCGUCGAAAACUUCAUCCCUCAAGAAAAAGGCUGAUGGAUCUGACCUCAUCAGUGCAGACGCUGAGCAGAGAAGCCAGGCUCUCCGAGGCUCAGAGACGGCAUCCUUAGACUUAGACAUUCAAACACAACUGGAAAAAUGGGAUGAUGUUAAGUUUCACGGAGAUCGAAAUAGCAAGGGGCACCCCAUGGCAGAGAGAAAAUCAUGCUCAUCUAGAACGGGAUCAAAAGAACUUUUAUGGUCCUCAGAGCACAGAUCUCAGCCAGAACUGAGUGGUGGGAAAAGCGCCCUGAACUCUGAGUCAGCUUCGGAGCUAGAAUUAGUGCCUCCAACACAGGCUCGACUGACCAAAGAACAGCGCUGGGGAAGUGCGUUGCUUUCCAGAAACCACUCCUUGGAAGAGGAAUUUGAAAGGGCAAAAGCAGCAGUGGAGUCAGAUACAGAGUUUUGGGACAAGAUGCAAGCAGAAUGGGAAGAAAUGGCCCGGAGGAACUGGAUAUCAGAGAACCAAGAAGCCCAGAACCAGGUUACAAUCUCAGCUAGUGAGAAGGGAUAUUAUUUUCACACUGAAAACCCCUUCAAGGACUGGCCUGGAGCAUUUGAAGAAGGCUUGAAAAGGCUGAAAGAAGGGGACCUGCCAGUCACCAUCCUCUUCAUGGAGGCAGCAAUUCUUCAGGACCCCGCAGAUGCAGAGGCAUGGCAGUUCCUUGGGAUAACCCAGGCAGAGAAUGAGAAUGAACAAGCAGCUAUUGUCGCCCUCCAGAGGUGCUUAGAAUUGCAGCCCAACAACUUAAAAGCUUUGAUGGCCUUGGCUGUGAGUUACACUAACACUGGCCAUCAGCAGGAUGCCUGUGAAGCCUUAAAGAACUGGAUUAAGCAAAAUCCCAAGUAUAAAUACCUUGUGAAGAGCAAGAAGAGUUCUCCCGGCCUCACCCGGCGAAUGUCUAAGUCUCCAGUUGAUAGCUCUGUUCUGGAAGGAGUGAAGGAAUUAUAUCUGGAAGCCGCCCACCAAAAUGGAGAUAUGAUCGACCCAGAUCUCCAGACAGGCCUGGGGGUGCUGUUCCACCUAAGCGGAGAAUUUAAUAGAGCAAUAGAUGCAUUUAAUGCUGCCUUAACUGUUCGGCCAGAGGACUAUUCAUUAUGGAACCGUCUCGGGGCAACCCUGGCAAACGGAGACCGCAGUGAGGAAGCUGUGGAAGCCUACACACGAGCACUGGAGAUUCAGCCUGGCUUCAUCCGGUCCAGAUACAACCUAGGGAUAAGCUGCAUCAACCUGGGCGCCUACAGAGAGGCGGUCAGCAAUUUUCUCACAGCCCUCAGUUUGCAAAGAAAGAGCAGGAAUCAACAACAAGUUCCUCAUCCUGCAAUCUCUGGGAAUAUCUGGGCUGCCCUCAGAAUCGCCCUUUCUCUGAUGGACCAACCGGAACUCUUCCAGGCAGCUAAUCUUGGUGACCUGGAUGUCCUCCUAAGAGCUUUCAACUUGGAUCCUUGAAGGAAAAGAAAAGAUUAAAAAAUAAUAAUCCCUCAUCUGUAUAAUUGUACUGAGAAAUGCAAAACUAUUUCAUUAUGAAUUCCAAAAAGGAUAAAACGGAUGUUCAAAAGGCCAUGGUGAUAUAACCCAAGGGAAUUCCUACAGACAAUGCCCAGUCUCUGUUCAGAUCCAAAAGCACAAAAUGUUGUAUUUAGAGUCAAGGUCGGGCUCGAAAGAAUUGAGAGACACAAGACAAACCAAGAUAAAGUACCUGUGUGUGAACGCUCUUCCCAGGCUGCAAGCAUAUUGCAAGUCUGUUCUUUGGGGGUUUUGUCCCCACUAAUGACAUAUCUAAGGAAUUUGUUUAUGGGACACCUGGAGAAAGCACUGCCUCAGAUCAGGGAAUUCUGACCAUUUCUGAACUGUCCCCUGAAAUUCCUUCUUUUACCAGAUUGAACAUAAUGUGGGCCAAGGUGCAUGCACAUAUAUUAACUCCUGACUGAAGAGAAGCAUUGCUUAAACCUGUUCCAAUUUUAACUUUUACUGUAGCCUUUGAUUCCAGAGAGGGAGCUUUGCUGGCAAAAGCAGUUUUUGCACUAGGAAUUUUUGCUGUUCCCAAUCAAAACUUUUCUGGGACUGUAUAUAUAUGCACUUUAAUAUCUUAUUUAUGCCUUGCUGGAGUUUUGUUUUGUUGCUCCAAUUUUUAACUUGGGGGUGAAAGAUUUGAGAACUCUGCUUUGUUAGAUCAACGGACCAAAUAAAAACUCCUGAAAAUAGUUUUUCAUAGUGUAGGGUUUUGAAGGAGUGUUUUUCUUAAAGCAGAUAUGGUAUAGGGUGCAAAUAUGUCAAACACAGAUCUUCUUAUUCACAUGCUUUUCUGGGACUCUAUGAACAUAAACAAGAGAUAAGUUCGCAUCUCUUCACAAAUUCUCUGCAGGGAGAAAGUUUGAUGAUAUUGUGACUUGUACUGAGUUAACAUUAGCUUGUUUAAAUAUCAUAUUUUCCCUUGCUUUCUUAACUGCCCUGCAUAUCAACAUUCCUUUUAAACUCUUAAUAUUUUAAAUAGUAUUUCUUAAGAAUGAUAAAUAACAUCUUCUAAAGAUUAUGUGUUUUCUUAGUUCCAUCAUCAUCUGCACUGCUCACCCUUUUGCAUUCUAAGUGAUAGAAUAUCAAUAUUUUCUGGCUAAUGUCAGUGGUUUAAUAUGAAAGAUGCAUGCCUGCCUCUCACUUUGAACAUUUUCAAGUAUCAGGAAUUUUCUGCUGGCAGUGGUAUCUUAUUGAAUCGGUUACAUUCCACUCAGUUCUUCAGUGUUUUGUGCCUGUUGGGAGUUUGGUGAUUAUUUGGAAAGACAUCAUUUUUUAAAGAAUUAGACAAAUUGUUUGCAAGAUGCUAUCCCAAAUAUAAUUUCCCUGAUGUCCAGUUCCAGUAAUUUGUCCUGCUAAGUUGUCCUGUUCUUCAUUGUGUCUCCUUCCUCCCUCCACAAUCUUCCCCAAAGCACUUUGAUCCCAACUUUUUCUUCAUGUAGUUUAGUCAGUAAGGGCUGGUUACACUCAUGAUUAUAGGUACCAUGCAAAACAGCAUUUGGGUCAAGAGUUUAAUUGACUGGGGAGUUGGCUUCUACUGGGGAGGGGAGAGGAAAUGUACACACAUGCUGAGACAGGUGGAAAUCCUCUAGAUACAGGUAGAAAUCCACUCUUCUGUAUGUUGGAAGUCUCCAGGGUAGGAAGGGGCGCCAAGAACAUAUGAAAUCACAAGUCCUUGAGGCUUCCAUACAUCAUAACCUAUUGUAGUUUAAAAAGACAAAGAGAUGAGGGCACUGUGGUGGUACCAGGCUUUUAUCUUCAUGUCAGAGUGCACUUUGGGCCAGGUGAUGCCUCCAGCUGGCCAGCAGAAGCAGGAGCAUUAAGGCAUUCACUGUUGGGCAGGAGUCACAACCCAUUCAUGGCCUGCCUGCUGCUUCCCUGCAGUCUGAGAAGCAAAGUAAGGCUCAACAGUACUUUCUAAAGAAUAAGUGGUAUUCAUUACCAGUUUAGAAUCCUGAAGCCUCCAAACCAUGGGGCAGCCUCCAAACCAUGACAGCUGCCUGCUUGAGUAUCCCUGACAGAAUAGCAUCCAUUCUCUGUGUUUUCUUCCUCCCAGUCCCUGUGCAGUUCCUGGCUGGCCAGCUGACAGCAUAACCCAUCACAAGCCAACAUUACAGGUGUUCUGUUUAUGAUGUCAUUCUGGACUCUGAAUAGCCACUGAAUUUGUAAUAGGCUUCUUUCUUAGCCUUGCUGCCCUGCCUACAUGAGAUCAGUAACAAAUUUAAAGCCCGACAGUAGGGUAAAUGCAGGAUAUUUUGAUUUAAUUUGGUGAUUGCUAAGUGGUGGCAGAUUUUACAGCCCAAUUUUUAUUUUGCUUUUGGAAUACAAAGUAACUUCAAACUUCAAAGUGUUGUGUUAGAGAGUAGACAAUGUUCCAUUCCCAUCAUAAUUUGGAAACUUGCUGGUCAUUCAGUACAAUUUUCUCUAAUACAACUGUCCAUCAGAACCAAGAUUUUC